AUGCAAAAUAACCUUAUUGCCUGCGUAAUCAUCGUCUUCCUGUGCAUCAUCUCUUCCUUCGUCGUCGGAUCUGUGAGUGUCCUUGCUCGCAUUGUGCCCGCCGCACUAGUCAACGCCUUCCUCUACCUUACAGCAUGCGUGUUUAUUGUGUUUGCGAACUGCAUAGAACACAUCAAGGUGAUUCAUAUUCGUUCAAAAUGGGGACCCUGUUACCCCAUUUCGGAUCUUCCACCUGAGCUCUACAACCCGCAAAUGAUCACUGUGCAUUACGGCUGGCCGGUGUACCUCAAUUGGGCAGCUGUCAGUGUUUUUCUUGGUUCCACCUGCGCGUGGUUCACCCUGAAGAGGAUCCUUUUUGUCGAAACCUCGAAGGCGAUAAUUUGA
This is a messenger RNA of Mesocestoides corti, 384 nucleotides long. The record is from the annotation of a GenBank genome assembly. NCBI's taxonomy places the organism in Eukaryota, Metazoa, Platyhelminthes, Cestoda, Cyclophyllidea, Mesocestoididae.